AUGGGCCCGUUUGUUUGGGUCUUAAUACCACUUAAUAAGGGACGCCCUAAUCCUUUUGUGUUCGGCUCCUUCAAUCGCGUGGCUUCCAUCGACAUCUCCAGCCACCGAAAGAUCUUCCUCCCUAUCGCCAUCUCCUGCCGCCGUCUCAGCCCACCCUACCGCCCCGUCGCAGCCCUCUCAGCCUCGCCAUUAACGACUCCAGCAGCAGCAGCAUCAUCAGGAAACACCCUCAACGUUGGUCUAGUAUCGCCCGGUGCCCUAGUCCCCCGCUCGGAUUCAAAGAUCAGACUUACCAAAUUACAGAAAGAAAAUGGGGAAAAUGUCAUAAACCAAACGGAGUUAGGGCAGUUUCAAUUGAGUGUGAGCGCGCCACAUUCACUCGACCUCCUUCUCUAUCUCCCAAUUAAACCCCUCUCCCUUUUUUACUUCACUAAUUUUGAAUCGAUAACGAACGAAGAACAGGUCACCUGA
Lactuca virosa is the source of this 471-nucleotide messenger RNA. The record is from the annotation of a GenBank genome assembly. NCBI's taxonomy places the organism in Eukaryota, Viridiplantae, Streptophyta, Magnoliopsida, Asterales, Asteraceae.